CUGGAGGUGGAAAUUUUAGGGUUCUUCGAGCGAUGGCGAGCGGCAAGAGGAAGAUCGUAGCUGCGGUGGACGAUUCCGAGGUGUCGGCGUAUGCUUUCACCUGGGGGCUCCAAAAUUUGGUCCGUCCCGACGAUCAUGUUGUGGCGAUCACUGUUGCGCCUUUUGUUGGGGCCGAUGUUGCGACCGCGGACAUGGUUGGAGAGUACACUGUUUCAAUGACUCUCUCUCCAGCUGAGUCCGAGGCUGCCCAGAAGCAAGUCACGGAGAGUUCUAAGGCGCUGAUUUCUAAGUAUCUUAAGCAAUGCGCGAAUGCCAAUAUUUCUUGCGAAGGUGAGGUGGUGAAGGGAGAACCGGGGAGCUGGAUUGUUGAUGAAGCAAAUCGAGUUAGAGCCGACAUGGUUCUUGUUGGCAGCCAUGCCUACGGACUUAUCAAAAGGACAUUGUUGGGAAGCAUUAGCGACUUUGUUCUUCACAACGCGAGCUGUACCGUCGUGAUUGUUCGACAGCCGCCAGAAGCUUUAAAAGAGCAUGAUCCUUUGUCAUCGGCGGGACUGCCUAGAAAAAUCGUGAUUGCCGUCGACGAUUCCAAAGAGGCUGUGCAAGCGUUUUCGUGGGCCCUUGAAAACUUCUGCAGGCCAUCAGACAAAGUUGUGCUAUAUCACGUUCACAAUCCCGUCACUGUUCCUGUCACGGCUCUGGGAACUGGGGAAUUCGGCGUAGAGGACGUUUAUAUAGCUCCUGGAAACGACGUCGAGGAGGAGGUGAAAGCGUCCAACGACAGCCAACUUCUCGUUGAGAGGUUCAUGAAGGAAGUGCCAAAGGAGAUUUCUUGCGAGGGAAUGGUUGUCACUGGCCUGACGGAGGCUAAAGUCUGCGAGGGCCUUGUCACAUUGAAAGCUGACGCUGUUGUAAUAGGAACUCAAGACCGGAGUGUUCUUUCCAGGACGUUUCUCGGUAGCGUCAGUGACUACCUCGCGCAUCACAGUCCGUGUCCACUGGUGGUAGUAAAGAGCACAAGCAAAUCGGAAUAGAAAAAACAAAAGCAAUAGUAUUUAUUGUUCUCAAUGCCCACAAGUGGCGCUUUUGUGACCGUUGGAUUUACGGUGCCA
Messenger RNA from Selaginella moellendorffii, 1109 nucleotides. Its product is annotated as universal stress protein PHOS34. The transcript is spliced from 8 exons. The coding region runs from base 33 to 1031 and encodes 332 amino acids. The record is from RefSeq and is a predicted model, not a curated record. NCBI's taxonomy places the organism in Eukaryota, Viridiplantae, Streptophyta, Lycopodiopsida, Selaginellales, Selaginellaceae.